Molecule: messenger RNA, 2213 nt
Organism: Lotus japonicus
Lineage: Eukaryota; Viridiplantae; Streptophyta; Magnoliopsida; Fabales; Fabaceae
Product: phosphoinositide phospholipase C 2-like
Exons: 9
Coding region: 211-1977 (588 amino acids)
Biological process (GO): lipid metabolic process; phosphatidylinositol-mediated signaling
Molecular function (GO): phosphatidylinositol-4,5-bisphosphate phospholipase C activity
Source: RefSeq, a predicted model, not a curated record
AAGAACAGCAGACACCAAAUUUAUACAAGAAUCUCUCUCAUAAUCAUAACUCAUACAACAUGUUUAUGCAACAAUUGGAAUUCAGAUCAUUGCAUAGCCAUAGACUAUAGAGGUUCCAUUGCUGGACCCACCUUGACCUUUCACACUCUGUUGUUGUAGACAAAAACAAACUCUGUGAUCUCCAACAUCACCACCACCAUCAUCAUCAACAUGUCGAAACAGACUUACAGUGUCUGCUUCUGCUGGCGGCGGCGGUUCAAGCUAGCUCUGGCGGAGGCGCCACCGGAGAUCAAGACCCUUUUCGAUCAGUACUCAGAGAAUGAGCUCAUGACAGCUUCACAGCUUCAAAGAUUCUUAGUUGAGGUGCAGAGGCAAGAGAAGGCCACUGAAGAGGAAGCACAAGCCAUCAUCGAUAGCUUCAAGCAUUUCCAUCGAAAGGGUCAUGGUCUCAACCUUGAAACUUUCUUCAAGUACCUUUUUGGUGACAGCAACCCUCCUCUUGUUCCUUCUCUUGGGGUGCACCAUGAUAUGACUUUACCCAUGUCUCAUUACUUCAUAUAUACUGGCCAUAAUUCCUAUCUAACUGGGAAUCAGCUGAGCAGCGACUGCAGUGACAUCCCCAUCGUAAACGCACUGAAGAGAGGUGUGAGGGUGAUUGAAUUGGACUUAUGGCCUAAUGCAUCAAAGGAUAAUGUCGAUGUUCUUCACGGAAGGACAUUGACUACUCCGGUAGAACUCAUCAGAUGUUUGAGGUCUAUUAAGGAACAUGCAUUUGUUGCAUCAGAAUUUCCAGUUGUAAUAACCUUCGAAGACCACCUUACUCCAGAUCUUCAGGCUAAAGUGGCUGAGAUGGUUACUCAAACAUUUGGAGACAUAUUAUUUUCUCCUAGCUCAGAAAGCGUGAAGGAAUUUCAUUCUCCUGAAUCACUUAAAAGGAGGAUUAUUAUAUCAACCAAACCACCAAAGGAGUACCUUGAGUCAAAAGAAAAGGAAAAAGGGGAUGAUUCUCUUCAGGGAAACCCUUCAGGUGAUGAAGAAGCUUGGGGGAAGGAAGUCCCAAGCUUGAGAAGUGGUUCCAUAUCUGAUUACAAGGAAAUUGAUGCGGAUAAAGAAGAUAUUAAUGAUGAGCAAGAUCUAGAAGAAGCAGAUAAAUCACAUCAUAAUGUAGCUCCGGAAUAUAGACGUUUAAUUACCAUUCAAGCUGGGAAGCCUAAAGGUGGAUUAGAGGCAUGGUUCAAAGUCGAUCCUGAUAAAAGGACUCGUUUAAGUUUAAGUGAGCAACAGCUUGAAAAGGCUGUUUUAACUUAUGGAAAAGAAAUUGUCAGGUUUACUCAGCGGAAUAUAAUGAGGGUGUAUCCGAAAGGCACUCGCAUUGACUCGUCAAAUUUUAACCCAUUAAUUGGGUGGAUGCAUGGAGCUCAAAUGGUUGCAUUUAACAUGCAGGGGCAUGGUAGAUCACUUUGGUUGAUGCAUGGAAUGUUCAGAGCCAAUGGACGGUGCGGUUAUGUUAAAAAACCAGAUUUUCUACUAAGUACUGGUCCAGAUAAUGAGGUCUUCGAUCCAAAAGCUAAGUUACCUGUGAAGAUCACUUUGAAGGUGACUGUGUAUAUGGGAGAAGGAUGGUAUUAUGAUUUCAAGCAUACACACUUUGAUAAAUACUCACCUCCAGACUUCUACACAAGAGUGGGGAUUGCUGGUGUCCCUAAUGAUACCAUAAUGAGAAAAACUAAGGCAAUAGAGGAUAGUUGGCUACCUUCAUGGAAUGAGGUAUUUGAGUUCCCGCUUACAGUUCCGGAAUUGGCGCUGCUUCGCAUAGAAGUUCAUGAGUAUGACAUGUCUGAAAAGGAUGACUUUGGUGGGCAAACAUGCCUACCAGUGUGGGAGCUAAGAAGUGGCAUUCGAGCAGUUCCCUUGCACAGCCAUAAGGGAGACAAAUACAACUCUGUAAAGCUUCUUAUGCGCUUUGAAUUUUAUUGAUUGUGAAUGCUUUUUUUCUACAUUAUGUACAGUGCAUGUUUGGAAAUCCGUCUGUGGUUGAAAGAAGCUUCUGUGAGUAGCUUCUAGGUGCCAUAAUUGAUUUUGAGGAAAGAAAAACUAUAAACAUGCUAAGAUAUGCUAGUAAGAGUUUGAAUUUAGUAGCUGGAUGGUAUGAUGAAUGGUGCUUGUUGAAAAGUACUCAGAAAUAAAAUGUUCUGUGUGUGAUUUUGUUGUAA